Cinara cedri is the source of this 657-nucleotide messenger RNA. The record is from the annotation of a GenBank genome assembly. Lineage: Eukaryota; Metazoa; Arthropoda; Insecta; Hemiptera; Aphididae.
AUGGUAGAAAAACAGAUUAGACGAAACAAAGAAAUCUUCAUCGCUUUUGUAGAUCUGGAGAAGGCUUUUGACAACGUACAACGGAAGGAAUUAUUUAAAAUCUUAAAAAGAAUAGGAAUUAAAUAUAACGAUAGAACAUGUAUCUAUAAUAUGUACAAAAGCCAAACAGUCUUAAUACGGAUAGAUGGGAAAGAACAAGAAGCAAAAAUAAAAAAAGGAGUUAGACAGGGGUGUAUCUUGUCGCGGAUGCUGUUCAACUUGUACAUUGAAGAGGCAAUGAAAGAAUUAAGAGCAGAAAUACAGAAAAGAGUGCGGAUAGGAAGAAAAAUGUUUACUGCCUUAAGAUUUGCGGAUGACAUAGCUUUCUGCGCGGAAAAUGAAGACGACCUACAAAAUACCCUAGUAACAAUAGAUAAAAUACUAAAAAAUAAGUACGGAAUGCAAUUGAACAAAAAUAAAACGGAAGUUAUGGUAUGCAGUAAAGCUAAUCUGGUUCGACUCGACAUAAAUAUCGACAAUGAACAAAUAAAGCAAGUACAGCAAUUCACAUACCUAGGAAGCAAUAUAACAGAGGAUGGCCGCAACAAAACAUGCAUGCAGGAUAGCACAGACGAAAAGAGCCUUUUAAGACAAAAACCACAUUUUAACUACCAAUAG